UCAUUUCACAUAUAUAAAAUAUAAACACAAACACUUUUCUUCAUUUUCAUUGCUAAAACCCUAGAAAAACCAGAGUUCAAUUCAGAAGCAUCCACUUCGAAUUUCGAUAAUUUAGAAAUGGGUAAUGACGAGAACUGUGUUUCAGCCGAUGGGUCGUCGAAGAAGCGAGCAUUCGGAUCGUCUAACACGCUUAAUCAGCAGGCUGUGUCUCCUAGGAAAAGGUCUGUGUUGGGUGAGCUGAGUGCUAAUGGGGGGAAUGUGAAUUUGGGUUUUGAAGAUGUUUGUACGCCUGAGAUGAUAGUGAAGAAGACGUUGAAGAAGAUUGCGGAGAAGAAAGAUGGGCAGUUGAAGAAGGGGCACUCUCCGCUUAUUUAUCAGUGUCUUCGCUCUAUGGAGGCUGAGGAAAAAAGGCGACCCUUAUCUAAUUAUAUGGAAAAGGUUCAGACGGAUAUUACUAUAGGUAUGCGAGAAAUCCUUGUGGACUGGUUGGUGGAGGUUGCAGACGAGUACAAGCUCAUCUCAGAUACCCUUUAUCUCGCUGUGUCAUACAUUGACAGAUAUCUCUCAUCUCAUGCCCUUAGCAGAAACAAGCUCCAGCUUCUUGGUGUUUCUUGCAUGCUAAUAGCCUCGAAACAUGAAGAAAUCACUCCGCCUCGUAUUGAAGAUUUUUGCUAUAUAACUGAUAAUACCUAUGUCAAAGAGGAGGUGGUGGAAAUGGAAAAGGAUAUCCUAAAGUUUUUAAACUUCGAAGUUAGUAAUCCGACAACUAAAACUUUUAUAAGAAGUUUUUUAAGGGCUGCUAAUGAAAAUCCCACGCCAAAUCUGAAGUUUGAAAUCUUGGUUUGCUAUCUUGCGGAGCUUAGCCUAUUAAAUUAUGGUUUUCUUCGGUUUAAUCCAUCAAUGAUUGCUGCCUCAGCGAUCUUUCUUUCAAACUUUACAAUUCAACCGGAGAAGCAUCCAUGGAGUUUAGCAUUGCAGCUAUACAGUGGUUACGAAGCAUUUGAGCUGGUGGAGUGUGUACUUGCGCUUCGUUUUCUGCAAUUAUGCAAGGGGUUUUCUUCUCAAGCAGUAAGACAAAAGUACAUGCACCCUAAGUUCAAAUGUGUUGCAGAAUUAAGGCCACCCUCAGCAAUUCCUCCGUCAUACUUUCAAGGCCAUCAACCAAACAAAUGCUAAGACAAAUCCUGAAAGAUGGAGUUGUUAGAUUUGUGCAAAAAUAAGUUGGCAAUUCUUGAUAACAAACAAAAAGAUAGGGAUACUAUAUACGAGCAGUGUUUCAUGUUGGUGAAACGAAGUUUGACUUUCUUGGUGGAAAAUGAUGAUCUGUUUAGCUUUAUUUGCAGCUUGAUAUACAUUGAUAUAGAAUUGGUUAUGUUUUUUUAAAAUUUUUAAGGGACUAGGAUUUGCUUAAUCCUUUGAUAUGAGAAGGCAUGUCAACAUUUAUCAUCUAUGAUCUAUCUAUAUAAGAAAGCAUUUUGCUUUGUCCA
Molecule: messenger RNA, 1487 nt
Organism: Daucus carota subsp. sativus
Lineage: Eukaryota; Viridiplantae; Streptophyta; Magnoliopsida; Apiales; Apiaceae
Product: G2/mitotic-specific cyclin C13-1
Exons: 8
Coding region: 118-1176 (352 amino acids)
Biological process (GO): mitotic cell cycle phase transition; regulation of cyclin-dependent protein serine/threonine kinase activity
Cellular component (GO): nucleus; cyclin-dependent protein kinase holoenzyme complex; cytoplasm
Molecular function (GO): cyclin-dependent protein serine/threonine kinase regulator activity
Source: RefSeq, a predicted model, not a curated record